UACUGCUAGAAAAAUAUUACUGCCUGUUGUUCCCAAGGGCACCAAUCACCAAUCGAUCAAGGGGAGAAGGGAGACCGAGCGGCCGAGGAAGAUGGUGCAAGUGUGGGCGGUGUCCCUGGCGGUGGCGUCGCUCGCCAUCGGCAUGCUCGGGGUGCUCGGCGUCUGGCUCUGCUAUCUCUUCGACGCCGUCGCUCGGGGCCGCGCUCCCCGGACGCCGCCGCCCACGCCCCAGACGGCGGAGGAGAAGGAGGAGGAGAACGGCGGCAAGAAUGGGCUCGCGGAGGCAGAGCUGAUGCGCCUCGGUGGGGUCACUGUGCUAGAGUCCACGGACAGAGAAGAGGAGGCGGCGGCGCUCUGUCCGAUCUGCCUCGAGCCCAUGGAGCCCGGCCGCGCCGUGCGCGUGCUCCCCGGAUGCAACCGCGCCUUCCACAAGGACUGCGUCGACAAAUGGCUUGCCAUCUCGCCCCGAUGCCCUAUCUGUAACAUCUGGGCUACGCCACCGUCUUCGCCUGCGGCCUCGCCUCUGGCGCCCAAGACCGGUUGGGAUUCUUGACGUCGGGGCGGCGGGUCAUCUCUGGCGCCUGGCGGGUGAGUUCUUGGUCCUUGACGAGUUCUUUGGUGGAUUCUGACCAUCGAUCAAGAAGCCUUCUCGAUUGAAUCUCCCCGGAUUCUUACUUCUCGAGAGCGAUUCUUGAUGAAUCCUUGGCAGUAACUUGAUCCUGUGAAGGAUUUCUUGGAUGGGAUUGCAUGUACAUCGACUCAAUCCUCGAAUUCUUACUCGAAAGCAGUAGGUUUUGUAGGUUCCAGUCACAGUUCUUGUAACAGAUCGUCGCAUUUCGACGGAUUUAGACUUCUUCAUGAGCGAAGUGAAUAAAAAAAUGAGGUUCAUAGUCUCGGAGAUACAAAUAAAGCAUAAUUUUCCUUCAGGGAUUGCAAUGUCUUUAAUGUGUCAUUGGCAGAAUGAGUGAAUGAAACUGUGAAUUUCUGCAC
Molecule: messenger RNA, 990 nt
Organism: Zea mays
Lineage: Eukaryota; Viridiplantae; Streptophyta; Magnoliopsida; Poales; Poaceae
Product: putative RING-H2 finger protein ATL71
Exons: 1
Coding region: 92-553 (153 amino acids)
Source: RefSeq, a predicted model, not a curated record